Messenger RNA from Rotaria sp. Silwood2, 209 nucleotides. The record is from the annotation of a GenBank genome assembly. NCBI's taxonomy places the organism in Eukaryota, Metazoa, Rotifera, Eurotatoria, Philodinida, Philodinidae.
AUGGUGACACGACAGUUGAGCCCCCGACAGUUGAGCCCACCAACAGAUGAGCUCCCGACAGUUGAGCCCGAAGUAAAGAAAAAAGGAUAAGUCCAAGAAAAUAUUUGGGUGUGGGUGUGGGAGGGAUGUGGGUGUGGGAUGGGUGUGGGUGUGGGUGUGGGUGUGAGUGGUGGUUGAAGUUACGAACAAGGAGGCGCGCGCCGGCGCCC